Drepanopeziza brunnea f. sp. 'multigermtubi' MB_m1 is the source of this 954-nucleotide messenger RNA. RefSeq lists its product as uncharacterized. The record is from RefSeq and is a predicted model, not a curated record. NCBI's taxonomy places the organism in Eukaryota, Fungi, Ascomycota, Leotiomycetes, Helotiales, Drepanopezizaceae.
AUGCUCUACGGUGCCAUUUCCCGCAAUGCCGUCUCGUUCAAGGCAGACACCGAUAUCCCAGAUCUGGCUGGCAAGAUCAUCUUCAUCACCGGCGGCAACGUCGGACUCGGCCGAGAAACGGUCCUCCAGCUCUCGAAGCACAACCCCAAGCGCAUCUACCUCGCCGCCCGCACGCAGUCCAGAGCCAACGCCGCCAUCGCAGAGCUGCAAACCCUCGUGCCUGCUGCCCCGAUCACGUACAUCCACUGCGACCUGACCUCCUUGCCGUCGAUCCAGGCGUGCGCGCGGGAACUGACCUCGCAGGAGACGCGGCUCGACGUCCUGAUCCUCAACGCGGGCAUCAUGGCCUCGCCGGCGGGCACGACGCAGGAGGGCUACGAGAUCCAGUUCGGCACCAACCACGUCGGACACGCGCUCCUCACCAAGCUGCUCCUGCCCACGCUCGUGCGGACGGCCGCCGAGCCCGGCUCCGACGUGAGGGUCGUGUGUGUCUCGUCCAUCGCCCACGUCUACACCCCGCGCGGCGGCAUCGCCUUCCCGGAUCUCAAGACCGACAUGGCGCAGGCCUCGACGUGGUGUCGCUACGGGCAGUCCAAGCUGGCCAACAUCCUGUUCGCGAAGGCGCUGCAGAAGCGGUUCGCGGAGAAGGGCGUGACGGCGGUGGCGGUGCAUCCGGGCGUCGUGGAUACGGAACUGUACCGGAGUGCCUUCUCGGGCUUUUGGGGCCUGGGGAAGCUGCUGAACAAGGGGAAGAGCUACGUGUACACUGGGGUGGCGGAGGGCGCUCUGAAUCAGCUCUGGGCUGCGGUGGGGCCGAAGGAGGAGGUCAAGGGAGGGGAGUACUAUACGCCCGUGGGCGUCGAGAAGCAGGGGAGUGGACGCACGAAAGAUGACGAGUUGGCGGACAGGUUGUGGGAGUGGACAGAGCAGGAGCUGGAUGCGUACACGCUGUGA